Molecule: messenger RNA, 1732 nt
Organism: Camellia sinensis
Lineage: Eukaryota; Viridiplantae; Streptophyta; Magnoliopsida; Ericales; Theaceae
Source: RefSeq, a predicted model, not a curated record
AUGCAUCCUUCAGACAGGCAGGUGUGUCGACCACACUCCUCCGGACGCAUUGGUGGAGACGUUCAUCCUUUACCAACUCCUCAAGAUGAUCUGUUGAAGCAUAGCGGCCGUCAGUUUCUUGCUGUUGGGUCUGAGAUCGUCGAUCAUCUGCCCUCGGGGGUCGCUCAGAAGCCUGGCGCACCGUUUGUUGCCUUCUGCAUUCACAACAUCGCCUACCAAGGCAGAUUCGCCUUCGCAGACUUUUCGCUCCUCAAUCUCCCCGAUUCUUUUAAAAGUUCUUUUGAUUUUAUUGAUGGAUAUGAUAAACCUGUCAAAGGAAGAAAAAUUAAUUGGAUGAAAGCUGGAAUAUUAGAAACAGACAAAGUCUUGACAGUGAGUCCAUACUAUGCCAAAGAACUUAUCUCUGGGGUAGAAAAAGGGGUGGAGUUGGAUAACAUCCUCUCCAAAACCGGCAUUAUGGGGAUUGUGAAUGGCAUGGAUGUUCAAGAGUGGAACCCCUUAACCGACAAAUAUAUUACUGCCAAAUAUGAUGCUUCAACUGUAAUGGAAGCAAAACCUCUUCUGAAAGAAGCCCUCCAAGCAGAAGUUGGAUUGCCAGUGGAUAGAAGUAUUCCGGUCAUAGGCUUCAUUGGCAGGCUUGAAGAGCAAAAGGGUUCAGACAUCCUUGUAGAAGCUAUCCCUCAGUUUAUAGAUGAGAAUGUUCAGAUAGUGGUUCUUGGGACAGGCAAGAAGGCAAUGGAGAAGCAGCUUGUGGAAUUAGAGAAAAACUACCCAAACAAAGCCCGAGGGGUGGCGAAAUUCAAUGUUCCAUUGGCUCAUAUGAUAAUAGCCGGCGCUGAUUUCAUAUUGGUUCCGAGUAGAUUUGAGCCAUGUGGUCUUAUUCAGCUACAUGGGAUGCGCUAUGGAUCUAUACCCAUUGUUGCCUCAACUGGUGGGCUGGUUGACACUGUCAAAGAAGGCUUUACUGGGUUUCAGAUGGGAGGCUUUAGUGUUGAAUGCGACACUGUUGAUCCUGCAGAUGUGACUGCAGUAGCAACAACUGUGAAACGGGCCCUUGCAACCUAUGGCACUCCAGCUAUUACUGAAAUGAUCAAGAACUGCAUGGCUCAAGAUCUUUCCUGGAAGGUAAGAGCAAACAAGAACCUAAUAUGUUGCUUAUCUAGCUUUUAGAGAUUUGAUGGCGGGAAUCCUACGCUCAGUUGUUUUUAGCAGAAAACGUGUUCUUACAAAAACAUUUUCCGUGAAAAAUGUUUCUGAUGUUUGGUCAUGACAUUGAAAUUAGUGUGGUAGUGCUUAUACUAGUGGUGGUGGUGGCGGCGGCGGCAAUGGAAUGGUGGUAGUGACGGUGGUGGCAGUAGUAGUGGCGGCAAUGGUGCUUUUUUAGCGGUGAAGUCAGGAUUUUAACUCAGAAGGAGCAUCACUGAAUUAAAAUCUUAACAAAAUUCAUAAUCCAAUUUAAUUUAAUUUUUAUUUGAUAACAGAAUUAAAAAUUAGUGUGAUGCAAAAAUUAUAUUUAAGGAUAAGCUCAAGUUAAGCAGUUAAAUUAUAUAAAGAUGCACACACAAAAAGUGAUAUAGCGAGGGAUGGAGAAAGAAAUAAAAGAAAUGGCGAAUAAAUAAUAUAUAGGGACCGCUAUAUAUCAUUUUUUUUUUUUCACCGCUUUGAAUUACAUAAUCACAUGGCAAUAUAUUAUUAGUUAUUAUUAAUUAUGUAAUAAUUAUUUAUAAACAAA